ACGCUUGCAGGUGACGUGGCAUCUCCAAACUUACUUUUGAUUUCACUUACCCAAACCCCCACACAGCAGAACACAAAUUCCUUACUCUCGAUUCGACGCUUCUCUCCUUCCUUCAACGGCACUUUCCACUCUGGCCACCGCAAUGGUACCAUUGCAUGGAUCAUGCAUUUAGACUACAAAUGCAACCUUGGUACUGCCCCAGUUCAUGGAGGUCAUGGCAAGAUAUACUUGGUAGCUGAUAACAGAAUAUUGGUGAUUAGUUAUGGAAACAUUGGAACUUCUGAGCCUGAAGCAGAAGUUUUCUUCGGUCCGGGACCAGGUCAUGUGGCAGAGGCUGAAAUUAUUGGGCUCUCAGUGAGCACAUUAGGCUCAACUAUUUAUAUCAAUGUCAAGAACAGAGGACUCUUUGCAUAUCAGUCACGUGGACAUUUGCUUUGGAGUGUGGAACCUGUGCUUUACCAAUUCGGCUACCGUCAAGGAUGCAGGAAAAAUCUUACAAAUUGUUACUUUGCUUCAGUUCCUUUGCUUGAUCAUUGUGAGGGUAGUAUAUAUAUCUCAAACACAGAGGGUGAACUCUAUUGUUUGUCAGUUCGUAGCCGUUACUUUAGAUGGAUUCAAGAUUUUAGUUCAUUAGACAAAAAUUUCACCAUCACUCUAGGAAACAAUGGUCAUCUGUAUGUAACAGUUCCAGCCAAGGCUCUUGUUCUGGCUCUAGAUGUCUUUUCAGGUAAUGUGUUGUGGCAGAGAAGUAUUGGGCCAUUAAGCAAAGUUGACUCUGCACCUGUAGUGGACUCUAAUGGAUGGAUAUCUAUUGGUUCGUUGGAUGGGUUCUUAUACUCGUUUUCUCCAACUGGGGUUCUUAAGAAAUUCUCAAGAAUGAAUGCAGAAAACUCUAUAAUUCAAGUUGGUCCUUUUCUUGAUUGCUCUGGAUUUGCAAUCUACAGUUCACAAAUAGAGAUGGAAGGAAAAAUUAGCCACACAAUUGGUGAAUACACUGUAGUUUCAGCAAUUCAACCAAAAGCUGCAUUGUUCACUAUGUUGGUUCCUGCAACUGGAUCAAUAUAUUGGUCUGAAAGCUAUCCUGGUCAUGUUUCUACUUUAUUUUCUAAGAGUGAUCUAAGUCAAUUUGUCAUGAAUGAGGAGAUUCUUCUUGCUUUCCUUGCUGCUUCAACAGAGAUUGGCACUCCGCUGCAAUGUCGUACUAUAGGUCAGAAGCUUGCAUCAAGCUGCUCUCAGGAAAGAACCAAGCUUGUCAGUGUCUACACAGGUAACGAAAGGGCAAUAGUCUUGUUUCUGCUCUUUGAGUCUGCUCUCUUGUUGAUACUAAUUGGACUUGUAAGAUUCUGCUGUACAUUCUGGGCAAAAGAGAAGCUUAAAGAUCAAGGCCUUGGAAGCUUCCUUGACAAUAGAAGCUCUCUUCCGCUCAACCAACUAUAGUUUGGGAAGGGACACGGCUCACUCAAGACCAAAACCUGUGCUUCCUGUGCAAAUGGGAAAAACAAACUACUCAUUUCAGUAUGCAAAGCAAAAGAAUAUGACAAUGUCCCACACAUUGAGCGAUACAUCUUCCAGUGAAAGCAGCUCUGAAGGAGAGACUAGCAUGCUUGAAGACAUGGACUCCUCAACUAAGGGAAAAGCAAAGACACCUAUAGUUUCAUUGGAGAGGCUACAGUGAGAAGAAGUCCUUCGGAAAAGGAGCACUAGCACUUGUCUUUGUUCGUUGUUAUAGUAAUAUUUCUGGUUGUUAAACUAUGAACAAAUCAUUUGAUGUCACUAACCAUUAAUUAAAAACAACCAGUAUGUAAUCAAAGAAAACAAUCAUUUUAAAAAGGAAUUAUUUUACAGACACUGAUUUGAAACACUAAGAAAAACAAACUAAAAUAAAAAUACAAGCAUGAUUUAAGACUGAAAUGAGAAAGGCUUGGGAAGUUUCUUAUCUUCA
Messenger RNA from Glycine soja, 1942 nucleotides. RefSeq names its product protein GAMETE EXPRESSED 3-like. The annotation marks the transcript as partial. The transcript has 10 exons. Gene Ontology annotation, cellular component: plasma membrane. The record is from RefSeq and is a predicted model, not a curated record. Gene Ontology annotation, molecular function: protein binding. Gene Ontology annotation, biological process: pollen tube guidance; embryo development ending in seed dormancy. NCBI's taxonomy places the organism in Eukaryota, Viridiplantae, Streptophyta, Magnoliopsida, Fabales, Fabaceae.